This is a messenger RNA of Oryctolagus cuniculus (rabbit), 1847 nucleotides long. RefSeq names its product PARN like ribonuclease domain containing exonuclease 1 (gene PNLDC1). The record is from RefSeq and is a predicted model, not a curated record. Lineage: Eukaryota; Metazoa; Chordata; Mammalia; Lagomorpha; Leporidae. Gene Ontology annotation, molecular function: 3'-5'-RNA exonuclease activity; RNA binding. Gene Ontology annotation, cellular component: endoplasmic reticulum; nucleus. Gene Ontology annotation, biological process: siRNA 3'-end processing; priRNA 3'-end processing; nuclear-transcribed mRNA poly(A) tail shortening.
GGCGGGGGCGAGCCCUUUAAGGCCAGUGCAGCGGCGGAAGCGUGCGGGCGGCACGUGGCUGCGCCGGCGCCCUCGGUCCAGCUGCGCGACCAUGGACGUGGGCGCCGACGAGUUCGAGCAGAACCUGCCCCUGCUCCAGGAGCUGGUCCUGGGCGCCGACUUCGUGGGUCUGGACAUCGAGUUCACCGGCCUUCGGUCCAGCCUGUCUGAACCCCAUCAGAUAAGCCUCUUUGAUCUGCCGUCCGAGUGGUACCUGAAGACCCGGCGCAGUGUGCAGCAGUUCACAAUCUGUCAGAUUGGGCUGUCCGUGUUCUCCACGAUCGAAGGGGAGUCGAACAAGUACGUAGCCCAUUCGUGCAACUUCUUUCUCUUUCCUACAACAUUUGGGAUUUUGGACUCGGAAUUCUCUUUCCAGGCCUCCAGUGUUCAGUUUUUGAAUCAGUAUGGCUUCAACUAUAACAAGUUUCUCAAAAAGGGAAUCCCGUACAUGAAUGAAGAACAGGAGAAGAAAAUCAAGCAGAACAUCCUGGCUGGAGACUGGCGGGUGCGCAGCUCCCUGGAUAAAGACCAGAUCAAGGUGGUGAUCGACGAGGUGACGCGGUGGCUGGACCCGGCCGAGGAAGGCGACUCGAUAACGCUGCCUGGGAUUGCUGGGUUCCAGGCCUUCGAAGUCCAGCUGGUGCUGAGGCAGGCCCUCCCCAACAUCUGGACAGCGCAGAGAGAGCAGGGGGUGGUCGUGAAGAAGGUGAGCAGGCAGCAUCGCUGGUACCUGGAGCACACGUCCUGUGACCGGGCGAGCUGCUGGAAGGAGAAGAUUCUGCUCUCGGCCAGGGGUUUCUCCGUCUUCUUCCAGAUGCUGGUGAGAGCCCAGAAGCCCUUGGUGGGGCAUAACAUGAUGAUGGACCUGCUGCACCUGCACGAGAAGUUCUUCAGGCCCCUCCCAGAAAGCUACGAUCAGUUUAAGCAGAAUAUCCACAGCCUGUUUCCUGUUCUCAUCGACACCAAGAAUGUGACGAAGGACAUCUGGAAGGAACUGAAUUUCCCGAGGGUCUCAAAUCUUUCCGAAGUGUACGAGGUCUUGAACAGUAACUUGAAUCCCACCAAGAAUUCCGGACCAGAGAUCAUUCACGCGAACAAGUGUGAAAAAUACGUGGACACCAAGUGCCCCCACGAGGCCGCAUACGACGCCUUCCUCUGUGGGUCAGUUCUUUUGAAAGUGGCGCACCUGCUCCUGCAGAGGGCGCACAGCAACAGCCCUGCUACCGAGCCCUCGUUCCCUCAGUACCUCGACAUGCUGGCCCCCUACGUGAACCAAGUGAAUCUCAUCCGCGCUGGGGUCCCCAAAGUUAACUUCUCUGGCCCGGACUACCCCAGUUUCCGGCCCCCCGUGCUCAUCCUCAGCGUUGCGCGGUGGCCCGGGGUCAGCGAGCAGCAGGUCUAUCGUGAGUUCCAGAACCUCUGCAAGUUCGACGUCCGGCGACUCACGCGAAGCCAGUUCUUGCUCCUGACCAAUAAGUUUAAGGACGCCCGGAACGUCCUCAAGGAAUACAGGGGCCACCCGAGCCUGCAGGUCUCCCUCUACCGCUACUGGAGGCACGCCCCCGACGUCAAGUGCCUGCUGCAGGUCUGUGGCAUCGUCACCACCUGGGCCCUGCUGGCAUUCUUCCUGGGAAGACCCAGCCCCUGAGGGCCGCCUGUGGCCACCGUCCCGUCUCCGAGCCCCUCGGGCAGGCCCUCCUGCGCUCCGUUUGCGGCUGGGCCUGUGUGGUCCUCCCUGGAGAUCCCGUUACUUUUUUGAAUGUGGAAUUCUGUGACUACUAUCAAUGAUAAAGAAAUCCUUGGAUGCA